Molecule: messenger RNA, 1343 nt
Organism: Apis laboriosa (Himalayan honeybee)
Lineage: Eukaryota; Metazoa; Arthropoda; Insecta; Hymenoptera; Apidae
Product: protein mesh-like
Exons: 5
Coding region: 45-1292 (415 amino acids)
Biological process (GO): cell-matrix adhesion
Source: RefSeq, a predicted model, not a curated record
CAGUGGACGAAACAAAUCGAUUGAUUUAUCCUUUAUUUAAAAAAAUGCGAAAUCGUGUCUUUGCGUUUAUCGUUUCCUUGUGCUUUCUUCUGCUGCCGAUCGACGAGAUAUCGGCGAUCGAAAAUGUGUUAGACGAAUCUACGAAGUAUGAAAAAUCGAUUUUUCCAGGAAAUGAUGAAAAUAAUGGACAAUCAUCGAACGAAGCGUCGAAUAAUUUAUCAGAGGCAGCGGGGCUGAACGAAGAUAGAAGCAAUCGUGACAAGAAUGAGGAAGAAAAGGAGAAAGUCCUGACAAGCGUCGAUGAUGAUAAUUAUGAACCACGAUAUAAGCAAGAAAUCGCGAUUUCUCAUCGUCUGUCUGGUAGAAUUGAUGGGAAAUACACAAGAUAUGAUGCCAAUUCACGGAAGGCGGACGAUUCGGUUCGUCAAGUUCGGUGUUCGGAUUACGUGUUGACGGAGGAAAGAUUGAAAAAGAUCAGAUCCGAGUUCAUGUACUGGUUCUUCGACAGAGGGGGUGACAAUGACAAGGGCGAUUAUCUGAAGGAAAUUCAAGCGUGGACAUCUCAAACGAAUAAGAAUUUCAGUUUUCAAUUGCCCUUCUUCGGAUUCAGAUUCAAUUACACUAGAGUAUCCAUAAACGGUUACUUAGAGUUCACCGACUCUCCACAACAUUACACGUAUCCUCUCGUGUUCCCGGUCAAAUGUUGGCCAAAGGAGAACGAUCCCAGUUUCAUAGGAAUAUUUUUCAGCAAAUGUCGCGUAGGGGAAAUACGGUCGACGGACAGAGAUCAGAGAAAGCCAGGUGUAUACUUUAGAAUCGAACGAGAUUUACGAACGAGGAGAGACCAAUUCGGAGUCGAGAUGCGCGAACGUCUCAAGUGGGACGUUCGCGAAGGUAUGAUCGGUGCCGAAGCUUUCGUGCCGAAACACGCAAUCACCGUCACGUGGAAGAACGUAUCGUUCACGGGUGGUAUCGACAAAUCCCUUUACAUCACCAACACUUUCCAAAUAGUCCUAGCGACCGACGAGGUGAACACGUACGCAAUGUUCAAUUAUCCGGACGUUCAAUGGACCAGUCAUACGGAGGCAGGUGGCGACACCGUGCACGGCGAUGGCGGCAUUUCAGCAUUCAUUGGUUUCAACGCCGGAAAUGGCACAGGAAGCUACGAGUACAAGCCUUACUCUCAAACGCCGCGCAUACGUGAUCUAACCAGAGCAGGAUGGGUAAAUGGUUUUCCAGGACGACACAUGUUUAAGAUAGACGAAAAAAUAAUUCCUGCAAUUUGCAGUUAAUAUAUUAUAUAUUAUAAAGUUAUAAAAUUGAGAGAGCAACCAUUACCAUUA